AUGGAGCAAAGGAUCGGGCAGGAAGGCGAGGCGGAAGUAGUUGAGAACAAGAGCAUCGCGAACGCGCCACGCCACGCCGCGCCGCGCGAGCCCAAACAAAAGAGGAACGCCCGCCGUGUGCCGGGCCAGCGCAGGUGCGCCGGGAGAAUAAAUCGUGGUGGAUGUGAAAGCGGAAUUUUACACCGAUGUAAUUCAAGAACGUUGCGGCGCCAGGGCUUUUCGGCGGGGGGUCUUGCGUGUUCAUGUCGACGGGGCGCACAAGUGUCAGCGCGCGAGGAAAGUGAUUCGGAGCCGAGAUCCGCCGCCCGCGGCGCGGCCGCUGCGCGUAGCGUGAGCAGCGAGGGAGGCGCGGGCCGGGUUCCCACUUACUCGAGCGGCGACGGAGGAAGGCCGGGUUUUGUCUGCGGAAUGGAGCGCCUUUCUGCGCCGGAAAUUGCGUAG
Gryllus bimaculatus (two-spotted cricket) is the source of this 441-nucleotide messenger RNA. NCBI's taxonomy places the organism in Eukaryota, Metazoa, Arthropoda, Insecta, Orthoptera, Gryllidae. The record is from the annotation of a GenBank genome assembly.